Molecule: messenger RNA, 8049 nt
Organism: Astyanax mexicanus (Mexican tetra)
Lineage: Eukaryota; Metazoa; Chordata; Actinopteri; Characiformes; Acestrorhamphidae
Gene: itcha
Product: itchy E3 ubiquitin protein ligase a
Exons: 24
Coding region: 210-2771 (853 amino acids)
Biological process (GO): protein K63-linked ubiquitination; protein K48-linked ubiquitination; protein K29-linked ubiquitination
Molecular function (GO): ubiquitin protein ligase activity; protein binding
Source: RefSeq, a predicted model, not a curated record
AGUCACAUGACCGGGUGAUGGAGGCCGCAGUGGAGGACCUUUGAUCAAUGGAGUAGCGUAGCUAGACAUGGCAAAAUACAUCAGCCGGACGGAAACGCGGGGUUUUCCCUGUAUUAAAGUCUUUAAGAGCCGAUUUUGAGAUUCUGAGACGUUGAUCUGCAUCUGAUCUGAGCAACCGAGCCCCAGCAGGCGCUUUUAAUGGCUGCACAAUGAAGGCCCAAUUACAGAUAAUAGUUCUCUCAGCUAAGCUGAAGGAGAACAAGAAGAACUGGUUCGGGCCUAGUCCGUACGUGGAAGUGGCCGUGGAUGGCCAGUCUAAGAAAACGGAGAAAUGCACCAACACUCACAGCCCCAAAUGGAAGCAGCCUCUCACUGUGAUUGUUACCCCCUUCAGCAAAUUAAUAUUUCGUGUCUGGAGUCAUCAGACUCUCAAAUCAGACAUUUUGUUGGGAAUGGCGACUUUAGAAGUCAGUGAGACCCUCAAGUCGAAUGACAUGAAGAUCUGUGAGGUGGUGCGGACCCUGCUGCUGAGCACUGAGAGAGACGGUAGUGACGUGGUGGGGGAUUUGUCGGUGUGUUUAGAUGGAAUGCAGGUGGAUCCUGAAACCUUCGCCUCAGAAGAACAGAAGCACAAUGCUCUUCCUAAUGGGGAGUCCAGGCUGAAUGGGGAUUCGGCUGGAAGAUCAAGUCGAGACUCUUCGCCAUCCAGUGACAUUGCUGACGAUACUUCGCUUCCCAAUGGCCACGCUAUGGGCAGUACAGGGUCACCCUCUCCUUCAGCAGGUUCUCUGAGACCACCACGCCCUCCUAGACCACAACGCCCUCCCCCGCCAUCACCUCAGAGACCACCCUCUUCCACAGCCUCUUCUACAGGCUCUACUCCAACCCAUGGCAGUGCCGGUCCUAGUCCAGAGGUUUCACCACGUGUGUGUGUUAAUGGUGAACCAGCAAGCCAGGGCUCAAACUCUGGUUCUGGUUCAGGCCAGGCCCUCCGGGUCAGCCCGACACCACCCAGAGUUUCCCCCAUCAACAACGGCCCUCUUCCUCCAGGCUGGGAGCAGAGAGUGGAUCAGAAUGGACGUCUCUACUUUGUGGAUCACAUUGAGAAGAGGACCACAUGGGAGAGACCAGAACCGUUGCCUCCUGGUUGGGAGCGUCGUUUGGAUCCAAUGGGCCGGGUGUACUAUGUGGAUCACAUUAGCCGGACCACCACGUGGCAGAGGCCCACAGCAGAGUCAGUGAGGAACUAUGAGGAGUGGCAGAACCAGCGUAGUCAACUGCAGGGAGCCAUGCACCAGUUUAACCAGAGAUUCAUCUAUGGGCUUCAGGACCAGCUAGCACCUGCAGCUAAUAAAGAAUUUGAUCCGCUGGGUCCUUUACCACAAGGAUGGGAGAAACGAACUGACAGUAAUGGAAGAAUGUACUUUGUUCAUCAUCCUACAAGGACAACACAGUGGGAAGAUCCUCGCACUCAAGGGUUGUUGAAUGAGAAGCCCUUGCCUGAAGGUUGGGAGAUGAGAUUUACCGUAGAUGGGAUUCCAUAUUUUGUUGACCACAACAGGAGAAGGACGACCUACAUCGACCCUCGCACAGGCAAAUCCUCACUAGAAAACGGCCCACAGAUCACUUAUGUGCGAGACUUCAAAGCCAAAGUGCACUACUUCCGCUUCUGGUGUCAGCAACUGUCAAUGCCUCAGCACAUCAAGAUCCACGUCAAUCGCAAGACACUUUUUGAGGACUCUUUUCAGCAGAUAAUGAGCUUCCACCCACAAGAUCUGAGGCGAAGACUGUGGAUAAUCUUCCCAGGAGAGGAGGGGCUAGAUUAUGGAGGAGUGGCAAGGGAAUGGUUUUUCCUGUUAUCCCAUGAGGUUCUGAACCCCAUGUACUGUCUAUUUGAGUAUGCGGGCAAAGACAACUACUGCCUGCAGAUUAACCCCGCCUCCUCAAUCAACCCGGACCAUCUCAAGUACUUCAAGUUCAUUGGACGAUUCAUUGCAAUGGCUCUGUUUCAUGGGAAGUUCAUAGACACAGGCUUCUCUCUGCCCUUCUAUAAGCGGAUCCUCAACAAGCCUCUGGCUCUGAAAGACCUCGAGUCCAUCGACCCGGAGUUCUACAACUCUCUCAUCUGGAUCAAGGAGAAUAACCUGCAGGAGUGUGAGCUGGAGAUGUAUUUCUCAGUGGAUAAAGAGAUCUUGGGCGAGGUCACCACUCAUGAACUGAAGCCAGAUGGAGGAAAUAUUCUUGUAACAGAAGAAAACAAAGAGGAAUAUAUCAGGCUGGUGGCAGAGUGGAGAUUAUCCAGAGGAGUUGAGGAGCAGACUCAAGCCUUCUUUGAAGGUUUUAAUGAAGUCUUGCCCCAGCAGUACCUGCAGUACUUUGAUGCCAAAGAGCUGGAGGUGAUGUUGUGUGGCAUGCAAGAGAUAGAUCUUUCAGACUGGCAGAGGAACACCAUCUACAGACAUUAUGCUCGUAGCAGCAAGCAGAUCAUUUGGUUCUGGCAGUUUGUGAAAGAGAUGGAUAAUGAGAAGAGAAUGCGUCUGCUGCAGUUUGUGACUGGAACCUGCAGACUUCCUGUUGGAGGGUUUGCUGAUCUAAUGGGGAGCAAUGGACCACAGAAGUUCUGCAUUGAAAAAGUGGGAAAAGAAAAUUGGCUUCCCAGGAGCCACACAUGCUUUAACCGUUUGGAUCUUCCCCCCUAUAAGAGCUACGAGCAGCUCAAAGAAAAGCUGACGCUGGCCAUCGAGGAGACUGAGGGUUUCGGCCAAGAGUGAUUCCCUCACACAAACACAUCUGCACUCGCACAGGACCUCAUCAGCACCUCUCCAUACCCCUGAGAAAACACUGCUGAUUCUCAAGUGAAGGAAAGAAAGAAAGAAAUCAAGAGGAAAAUAAACUCAUGGAACUAUGGUUUCCAUAUCCCUUCGCCUAGGCUCACAUUUCCCCUCUUCUUCAAGGUUUCACUUGUUCUUGCGGUAAUGUUGCCUUAGUUAGUAAGUAAUCUAUGCACCAGAAUGCCCUGGCUUGAUGAACUGAAUCCUGCUUUUAGACAUGCACACACAGUCCAGGCUAUGCACCCUACUCCCUGGUUCGCUGGAUUCACUUUUAGGACUUUUUUUCCGAGACUGUUCGGUCAUUUCUGAUUUUAACCUUGUACAUGCCUCCAGUACAGUCGGACAUUUUAUCGUUCUAGCAGAACUUGAAGUAGUUUCCCCUCUGUGAGAUGGUGCCGUGUCUGUGUCUGAUAGAGCUCUUCUGUAUGCAUGACAUAAAAAUACACCAUAGUUGUACGGGCUCUUCAUCAGCGAGAUAGCUCCAUCCACGGAGUCUUGGAUAGGAGGAUUGAAUGUGAUCAGCUUUUCAGUUGCGAUCAGUAUUUUCUUGCACCAAUAAUGCACUUUGAGAGAUGAGGUCAGUGGUUGAAAUGAGUGAAAACUGCCUGAAUGUUUAAAGGUGGGUCAUAAUUGAGCCAUUCCAACAAAUUAAAAAAAAAAAAAAAAAAAAAAGAUUUUUUUCUCCCUUUUUGUUUAACAUUAUAUAACUAUAUGCUUUAUUUAGACUCUUUAUUUAUUUAUUCAUUCAUUAAGGAACCUUAAAUAGCUUACAAUAGGCAAGAAAAUAACUGAGAAAUGGUCAGUACAUGGUUACUUGUUGAAAGGGCUCAAUUAUGUAAGGGAUUUGAAGGUCGAGAGGGUACACUCUUAAAAGCGAAGGUGCUUCAGAUGGGUUUUUUGAGUAAUUCCAUAGAAGAACCACUUGUGUCAUUAAAAAAAGUCGCUCAAAUCUUUAGGCAAGUCUGUUCUCUCGUCAGCUGUCUUUACGAUGUUGUCUUUACGAGUGCAGUUAUUUCCAGUCAUAUGAGACCAGCCUUUCAUCUUUUUGAAUGGGAAUACUUAAAACUAAAAAUGAAAAUACAGUUUUAAAAAUGAAUUUUAAAUAAGUAAACUAAUUUGAUAAACCCAUAAACAACAAGACUUUUGUCUUGCUCUGGGUGCUGCGUUUGCGCAGAUCUCCACCCUAAGUUGGGGCUUUCUCCUCUAGCACACUGAACUUCCGCUGUUGCUUUUUGUCUUUGAUAAGUGAAACUUGUUCAGUGUUAUGGGAACUCAGAUUUAUGUUUCAACCAGUGUUUGGUCUUCUCAUUAAUACCAUGCUUUCAUUGUGAUCCAAGUAUCGCUGGUUUAAAUAUUGGAUCAGGGUUCUUGGCAUCAGCAGCCGGAGCCCGAGAGAGAGCACAAUUGGCAUGCACUAGCCUUCACCCUCCUAGUGUUGGGGCAUUACUAGUAAUAGAGGGUUAAUAUGAUCAGGGAUUGGGUAACUGACUUUCCAAAUUUGGAAUCUUCCUUCCUUCCUUCCUUCUCUCUCUCCUUUCUCCCUUCUUUCCCUCCUCCCCCCCCUUUCUGUCCUGCCUUCCUUCCUUUCUUCCGUCCUCCCCCCUUCUGUCCAUCCUUUCUCCCCCUUUCUUUCUUCACCCCUUCCUUUCUUCACCACUUCUUUUCCCCUUCCUUCCUUCCUUUCCCCCUUUCCCUCAUUUCUUUUCAAUUUGAAAGACCAAUUACCCCACUGGCCCAUAUCACUAGUAAUGCCCCCAAUGCUAGGAACUGGACCAGUUUGAGCCCCCUCAAACUUCUAUUUAACAAACACUGAUCUUUAUGGAACCAGUAGUAUGGCAUUACUUUGAAAAACGCUUUGAAGCACUGUCAUUUUUAAGAGUGUAAGUGCAGCUUAGUCUAGGCUUGUUUAGACCAUAUUAAAAGGACUAGAAUCAGCCAGUCAGCAUGUUCUUCUAAUAAACCAAACACACCAAAGAUGUGAGGGGAGUUGGUGUGAACUGACGCGAGCCUGGCUUUCAUUAUAUCAGAAGUGCUGUGCGUGUCCCAUGGAUCUGCUUUUUUUAGAAUUUCCCUAAAAAGCAGAAACAUCAAGAAGGCAGUAAAAAGAUGAGCUAAUAAGUUCUGAUGCGGUAAAGAUACUAAUCUUGUUGGUGCACCUUAAAUGCAUUUAGAAAGAGUACCUUCCUGCAACAACCUGGGUUUUUUCACCCGGUUCUUCUGCUGAUGAAAUGUUCUAAAGUGAGCCAAUCUUCAUUUGAUCUGCGUCUUGAGUGUGCACUUGUCACUUUCCAGUUAAGUCUGGUCAUCGUCUCUUCUUCUCUGAGCAGUUUCACAAAACUUAAACUGUGAUUUAAAAAAAGAAAGAAAAACCUUUCCCUUUAAAGCUCUAAUCUAAUCUAAGCUUUAAUUAAUUUAAACAACAACAUUUUAAAAAAUAAAAUAAAAAAGAACACCAGUAAUGACGCAGGGGGAUUAAUAUGUUUUUAAUGAAUGGGUCAGCUAUUGUGAUAAGUCCACUCCUGCUGAAAGGUGCUUUAUUUUCUUUUCUAUUUAAUUUAAAUGUUUAUUUUCUGAAGGAGUAUGAUGAAGUGGUGUUAUAAGGCACUUCAUUAACAUAGACUGACUUUCUCUGAUGCUUAAUUAGCUUUGUUCUGGGAAACGCCAUGUAUGUUGUGUGUGUGUGUGUGUGUGUGUGUGUGUGUGUGUGUGUGUGUGUGUGUGUGUGUGUGUAAACUAUUAUGUUAAUAUAGAAUCAAAGAAAUUGCUAGAAAGUGACAAAUUCUAGCUGCAUAGUUUUCAAAGACUGUAGAUAAUAAUGUCUUCAGUGAUGUCUGUCAUUGGAGGGGGGUCUGUACAUGUCUGUUAAAAGUCUGUCAGUAAAGCUAGUGUAGCACUGGCUGUAGAGCCUAAUACAGAAAUAAGAUGAUUGAAAGCAUUUCAGCUCAAUCUCUCUGAAAUCUGUGUGAUUGUCCUGUGAAUUAUAAUACCAUGAUACUGUUAUUUUUUCUCUUUUUUUUAAGUUAGCACUCCAAAAAUGUCUUUUUUUUUUGUUACAUUGGACAUCUACCAGAAUGAGAGAAUUUCUCAAAAUGCAUUUGAAUCAGAUGUUUCCACAUUACAAACUGGUUUACAAUUUUAAAUGUACCUGCCUAAACCAUUAUCACUUGAUAAUUUGAUAUUUGUUGAUGUAAACUGUAGUCAUGCAAACAAUUAGGACAUCACUAAAGGGGCUAGGGCUGCACUGAUGCAGAAAUUCUGGGCCAAUAGCGAUAUCCAAUAUUACAAAUGUACUUAUCUGCCAAUGUUGACACCCCGGUAUAACUUUAUGAAGAAGAAAAAUGAAUUAAAAUAAGCUUAAAUUAAUGAUUUUUAAACUAGCACGGCCAGUGUUUGCUAAUUUAAAUAGUGUGGCCAGUAUGGCUUGGUCCUUUUCUAGCAUACAAUAAAUACAUCAGCAAUAUUAGCCAUAUCUAUAAUUCUGACAUCAUUAUGUAUCCCUAAAGAAAACCUUUGACUUUUUAAUGUAUUUAAACAUUUGGGCAGUUAAGCAUUUUGGACCAUAUUGAGAGAUAGUGGUGAUAUAACAAAAUGCACACACCUGAAAAUGUGUCUUUUUAUUAAGUAUUUAGUAUUUUUAUUUUAGUUAAUAAAAGUGCCAGAAAGAUAAAACUGUAAAUAAAAAACAAAUCAGGGAACGAAUUAAGAUUAAUCUGUACAAAGCAUAUUAAUAUUGUUUAUUAUUAAUAUUAUUUGGAGAUCUCUUUACACAUUGUCUGGUCAUGUUGGCAGUUGUUAUAAAGGUUUUCUUCUUGUGAAUUAUUUUCCAGACAGUGGAACAGCUCUUUUCUAAUUAGAGAGAUCAUUUUUUUCUAAUUUGAGAUCAUUUUAAACCCCUUCCCUACUUUUUGGCCCUACAUUACAUUUUUAUUAAAUACUUUUUAAAUAGAACUUUAAAAUUACAUUUCUUCAGUUUUACGUGUUUAUUUAUAUUUCAUCCAUCUCUCAAUAUUGUUCAAAUGAGGAUCAAAUGUCCAAAUGUUAAAUUAUGCAUAAAAAGACAAAAAGUUCUCACGCCUUGUCCUACAUUUUUUACAUGACCACACGUCCCUUUCAGGUCAAAAAGCAAUAGUAAUAUAUUUCCAUCUGUAUUUCUGAUAGACGAGUGUUGAAAGUCACUGUUUUAACACUUGUCUUUUUUUAAUGAAGGAGUAAAACUGGAAAAACCUGAGCCGUAUAAUUCAUGAAGGUUCUCAGAGUGGCAAAGCUGAUUUUAUUUAGAUUUUUCCUUCUAUUUCAUACCUUUAUCUCCCCCAUUACUGCACAGACUCAUUAGGACUUCUUUGAUUUAGCACAUGCCUCCUACGAUACAUGUGAUUCCAGACCCGCCUCUUUUCGAACAGCAUCACAGCAAGCUCGGAGAAAAGUGCCGGCUCCCCAGCUCUGAUACAUUAGCUAACAGAAGCCUGUGCUGACCGACAUCACACUAGAAGUCAGGAGGGGCGAGGGCAUCUAUCUAUCCACCCAGUGAGAGCUGGGCAGUUAGUUGUUCUCUCUCUCGUACUCUGGCUGCUGAUGGCUACGGAUCAUAGUGGCAGCCCCUAUUGUCUGCUGGACCAUUGAACACCCAACAGAGAUGAUUUAGCACUGAUCUCAAAUACUGGAUCACUCAUUUUUACAACAUAUCAGUAGUGUUGGACAUGCUGUUGAUUGAUAAUGUUGUUCUAAGUGUACUUUAUCCUGUGCUCUCCCCCAUGCUUGUAGCCUUUCCAACCACAGCAUGCUUAACCUCUAAGCACUUUUAUCAGCUAAUUACCAGAUGUAAUAAUUCUGAAUGGACAGCUUUAUAAUACUUUACCAGGCAGCUGUAAUAAAUAAAAAAAAUAUAUACAUUGUUCUUAAAGGCCUGCCUGGUUAAAAUAAGACUGACCCCCCCCCCCCCCCCCCCCCCCAACCAUUCAAAGUCACUGCAUUGCAACCAUGUCUUAAACCCGUCUGUAGAGAUGAACAUGUAAGCAGAGAUGAGCUUUUCACCUCUUUAUUUUCUUAUCUUAACAAAAGGCAUUGUAAAUCAUGUAACACCUGGUUCUAUCUUUUAAUAAGUGAGGUUUAAUGUUUUGGAUGAAUUUUAUUUUUAUGUGAAUGUGUACAGUUAGAGGAUUCUUGAUGAGAGAGAGCAGUUUAUUCUGAAUUGAAGAAAUAAAUCUAUACUGCGCCAUUU